Molecule: messenger RNA, 921 nt
Organism: Aspergillus saccharolyticus JOP 1030-1
Lineage: Eukaryota; Fungi; Ascomycota; Eurotiomycetes; Eurotiales; Aspergillaceae
Product: MBL fold metallo-hydrolase
Exons: 2
Source: RefSeq, a predicted model, not a curated record
CUCCAAACCCACUACCACACAGCCUCCACCAAAGGUCUCUCCAGCAUCACCACCCUAAUAACCACCCCAACCACCAACGCCGCCAUCCUCAUCGACCCGCCCUUCCUGCUCCCCGACGCCCAUUCCGUCCUCGCCUGGAUCAACAGGAUCAAUCCCCACACCGACCUGAAAGCCAUCUUCGUCACCCACCACCACCCGGACCACUUCUUCUCCGCCAAUCCCAUCCUGGACGCCUACCCGGCCGCCCAAUUCCACGCCGCCCCCUACGUCCUCGCGGGCAUCGAGCGCGAGUACGACCAGAAAGUGGCCUACUGGCCCCAGGUUCUGGGGCAGGAGAACGUGCCGACCGCGCCGCGCAAGCCGGACCCCUUUAGUUUUAGUUUUGUGCUGCUGGAGGGCGCGCCGGAGAGCCCGAUCGUACUGUUGGGUCCGCUGCAGGGGGACGCGAUUGAUCAUACGGUGUUUUGGUUGCCGAAGGAGCGGACGGUCGUGUGUGGAGAUACGGUUUAUGGGAGGAGUACGCAUGUUUGGGUCGAAGAACUCUCCACCCCCGCCCUCCUCGAAUCCUGGCGCAAAACCCUCGAUCUAAUCGCCCACCUCCGUCCUGAAAAACUAAUCCCCGGCCACCUCGAAGCAGGCUGGGAGCUCAACUGUCAGGAAGACCUAGCGCACACGCGUCGGUACCUGGACGUAUUUGCCGAGAAGGUGACGUAUGCCACCGUUGAGGAGAAGCCCGGCGUGCAGGAGCUGUACGAUUACUUCGCGGCCGAGUUCCCGCAGUGUCGAGAGAAUCUGCAGUUCUUCUUGGGGCAUCUCGCCAACCAAUUUGGGGAGGGGGGAACGGUGUGGGAGGAGAAUCGGUGUCAGGGAGUUGAGGCGGGGCAGAGGAGUUUGGGGGAUGUUUGUGGGUAUCUUUUCUAA